AUGCUUUGGAUGACCAUUAUCGCUAAUCUAGUUUUGAUACUUCCUCUAGCGGCGGAUGGGCGCCCUCUGUACAAGAACAGCCAAUCUCAAAGUCCAAUUGUUGACCUGGGCUAUGCUCAGUAUGAGGGCACUACUCUUGGUAUUGGAGUUAAUCAGUUUCUUGGCAUUCGAUAUGCUGCACCACCUUUAGGAGACCUACGAUUUAGGGCACCGGAAGAUCCAAUUGUUACGGAUGGAGUUCAAGCUGCAAAGGAGUUCGGGGCAACCUGCAUCGGGACAAAUGGGUCCGGACCAGCACUGAGCAACACCACCAACGAAGACUGUCUGUUCAUCGAUGUCUUCGCGCCAAGUAAAACAACACCGCAUAAGAAACUGCCGGUGUGGUUUUUCAUUCAAGGUGGGGGUUAUGCUGCGAACUCAGACAGGAACUUCAAUGGAUCUGAAGUCGUCGCCCAGUCCAAUUACAGCAUGAUCUUUGUACAAAUGAAUUACCGUGUCGGUUCAUUCGGAUUUCUGGCCAGUGAAAAGAUACGAGAAAACGGCGAUCUGAACGUUGGGCUUCUUGAUCAGCAAAAAGCAUUGAAAUGGGCGCGGCAAUACAUUCAUCUGUUUGGAGGUGAUCCUGACCACAUCGUCAUUCAUGGAACAUCCGCAGGUGGUGGUUCCGUGGCCUACCACCUCACAGCAUACGGAGGAGAGCGGGAGAAAUUGUUCGUGGGCGCAAUAGCAGAGUCCCCAUUCUUUCCUACUCACAGGACUGUCGCCGAGUCCGAGUUUCAAUACCAAAGAUUUGUGGAUGGUGUCGGGUGUGGAAACCAUGAGGACUCUCUCGCUUGCCUUCGAUCCCAAGAUACAGCGACUCUUCAGUCUGCCGAUGUGGCUUCGCGCUUCCCUGGUACAACCGAAACUCCACUGUGGUAUUUCUUGCCUGUUAUCGACGGCACAUUCGCUCCGGAUGAGCUUUAUACGCUCUUCGAACAAGGAAGAGUGACAAAAGUCCCGGUAAUGGUUGGCGAUGACAAUGACGAAGGAACAUACUUCACACCCAAUGCCACUACCUCUGCGGAGUUUCUGGACUUCAUGCAGGCCAACUAUCCCCGACUAACAUCCGCUGACCUUCGACUUAUCAAUGCGACUUACCCACCAGGUGCAUUAAUGCCAGACCACGCUCUGUACUUUGCCCCAGCUGCUCAGGCUUAUGGAGAAUCCACAUUCACCUGUCCCGGGAACGAGAUAGCUUCAUCUCUCGCGAAAUACUUCUCCUCCACCAAAACUUGGAACUAUCGUUACAAUGUUUGGGACGCAGACUAUGAGACCGUAGGAUUAGGAGUACCGCACGUAUCUGAGAAGCCCGCGGUUUGGGGUCCUGGGUAUGCGGGGACAUGCGAUAACUGCUCCUACUUGACUUAUAACAAGCCAAUGGUCCCUAUUGUUAUGAACUAUUGGAUCAGCUUUAUACUCUCACUGGACCCAAAUACAUACCGUGACAGCUCGGCUCCGGAGUGGAAGCCAUGGGGAACCAUGGGUGGCCAGAGAAUGCGGUUCCAGCUUAAUGCGACAGACAUGGAGCCAGUACCCGAUGAUCAAAAGCACCGCUGUGCGGUCUGGAAAAGUUUGGCUGACACGAUGGAGCAAUGA
Molecule: messenger RNA, 1638 nt
Organism: Penicillium cataractarum
Lineage: Eukaryota; Fungi; Ascomycota; Eurotiomycetes; Eurotiales; Aspergillaceae
Exons: 3
Coding region: 1-1638 (545 amino acids)
Source: RefSeq, a predicted model, not a curated record